This is a messenger RNA of Habropoda laboriosa, 1550 nucleotides long. RefSeq names its product 26S proteasome non-ATPase regulatory subunit 5. The record is from RefSeq and is a predicted model, not a curated record. Gene Ontology annotation, cellular component: cytosol. The transcript is spliced from 2 exons. Gene Ontology annotation, biological process: proteasome assembly. NCBI's taxonomy places the organism in Eukaryota, Metazoa, Arthropoda, Insecta, Hymenoptera, Apidae. The coding region runs from base 12 to 1550 and encodes 512 amino acids.
GGCUUGACUCUAUGGUAAUCUAUCGAAAGAGUAAUAUCAUUAUGUCGACUAUGACGGAGUGGUUACAAGCAAAUAUUGUUCGCCUCGGCGAAUUAAAUAGCGUUGAAGAAAAAAAGAAUAUUUUAUCAGACGUAAAAAUCAAAUUAGGAAGCUUGAAUAAUAGGGAAAGCGAACAAAUCUCUCGUAAUGUGGAUCUUGGUCAGUUGUUUACUCAGUUAAACUCCAAUAACAGAGAAUUUGUAGAUCAGGUGUGUGACAUUCUGAAAACAUUGUUUGGCAUCUUUAAAGCUGGAGAAGUAUAUCAAAGAUAUUCCACAGAGAUAUCACAAUUGAUAACUCAUCCAUCUUCUGCAGUUAAAUCUCUUGCGUUGAAUGAAAUUUUGUGCAUUGUUUCUAAUCCCCAGAAGAUAUUUCUGUUGCUCACAGAUGUCAGUUUAUUAGUUGCUAUCAUAAAUAGGAUUGGAGAUGACGAUUUGAUAGUAGCUAAAUCUGCAAUGAGUAUAAUGUGUAUAAUUGGUAAUGAUUCAAAAGGACUACAGAUUUUAUAUAAAGGUGAAUUGUUACAAAAUUUUGCUAGAUUAUUAGUAAAGAAUGAUACUACUAGUUUUCGUAUAUAUGAAGUUGUUGUGGAUGUAGCAAAAUCUUCAAAAGAAGGUCUAGAAGCAUCUGCUCAAUCAGGAUUUUUGACUAGUUUAAUCAAUAUUCUUGACAGUGAAGAUGUAUUGCUUCAAGUAAAUGCAUUAGAGCUUUUGACACAGUUAGCAUUAACAGAAGAAGGAUUGAGAUUUUUAGAACAGCAAGGAGUCCUAAGAAGUUUAGUUCAAAAAAUAGAACAUGAAGUUCCAUUGUUAAAUUUACUGAUUCCUGGUUUAAUGAAAUUUUUUGGCAAUGUUGCACAUUAUUGGCCUCAUGAAAUUUUUUCGAAAUAUCCAGUGGUAGUUUCUGAAUUAUUCAAAGUAAUAGAAUUUCCUGAGAAUGAGACAAUUCUUGGUGUUGCAUUAGACACAUUGGGACAUAUUUCUAUGAGUGUUGAAGGUAAAUAUGCUUUACAAGCUUUAGGACAUGAAAUGCAACUUAUACUACCAAUAAUUGCUGCUGUUAUACAAAAAAUGCCUCCAGCAGUAAAAAUUCAUGGAUUGAAUUGUUUGGCUCAGAUACUUGAUGUACAAAAAGUAGAACAAGACAACAGAAUUUUAUCAUUGACAAAAUCAUGGUUUGAUUAUCUGGGUGAUGAUCCAUUGGGCAUGAUUGUAGCAAUAUGUACGCACCAAUUUGCAGAUAUUAGGCAAGCAGGUUUAAAGGUGUUGGAAGUUUUGGCAUCUCAAGUAUGGGGUCAAGAAUACAUAUCUACACGUCUAGGUUUUAUAGAAUUCUUAUUACAUACCAAUGAGUCCUUUAAAGAAUGUAAAGAAGCUAAAUAUGAAGUUAUAAGACGGUUAACUGAAGCUGAACCAAACAUAUUUCCUGCAUAUAUAAUGGAAAAAUUUACAGAGUUUGUAAGUGGAAGAUCACAUCUACAGGUUACAGAUGUUGCGGUAGAACGUUUAUAA